CGAUGCCGGAAGUCGGAAGUCGGAGCCGGGGCCGGCCGCCGGGGCCUGUGGGAGUUGCUUGCUGGGAGGGUCCCUGAAUGCAGGGCUCUCUGGGGCGAGCCCCGAUGCCGAGCCCGCGACUUCUGGUGCUCUUCGGCAGCCAGACAGGCACAGCCCAGGAUGUAUCGGAGAGGCUGGGCCGCGAGGCUCGGCGCCGGCGGCUCGGCUGCCGGGUGCAGGCCCUGGACUCCUACCCGGUGGUGAGGGCUCCCUGGGCCUCGGAGGGGAGACCGAGCAGACCCGGGCCGCCGGCCCUUAAAGUCCUCGACCUCAGGGAGCCGCGUUUUGUCUGAGAGCAGGCCCUUCCAUUACGGCGGAUUUAGGGGACGGGGAAGGUGGGAACAGCGGACAGCGUAGCACAUGGAGGAGGGGGCAAGGUGAAUCUGAUUAAUGAGCCCCUGGUGAUAUUUGUUUGUGCAACUACAGGCCAAGGAGACCCCCCUGACAACAUGAAGAACUUCUGGAGGUUCAUCUUCCGGAGGAGCCUGCCGGCGGCCUCCCUCUGCCACAUGGACUUCGCCGUCCUGGGCCUCGGGGACUCCUCUUAUGCCAGGUUCAACUUUGUGGCCAAGAAACUGUACCGACGGCUGCUGCAGCUCGGAGGCAGCGCCCUCCUGCCUGUCUGCCUGGGCGAUGACCAGCAUGAGCUGGGGCCGGAUGCCACCAUCGACCCCUGGCUGCACAACCUGUGGGAGAAGGUGCUGGGGCCAUACCCUGUGCCCCUUGACCCACCUGGAGUCCCCUGGCCCUCCAAGUUCACCCUGCAGUUCCUUCAGGAGGCCCCCAGGACUUGCUCUGAGGAGCUGCGUGUGGCCAGGACAGACCCUCAGGGACCCCCUUCAGAGCUACAGCCGUUCCUGGCACCCAUGGUCGCCAACCAGAGGGUCACAGGACCCUCGCACUUCCAGGAUGUUCGGCUGAUCGAGUUCGACAUCGCAGGCUCUGGGCUCAGCUUUGCGGCCGGGGACGUGGUGCUGAUCCAACCUGAGAACGCGGCCAGCCACAUCCGGCAGUUCUGCCAGGUGCUGGGCCUGGAACCUGACCAGCACUUCACUCUGCAGCCCCGGGAGCCAGAUGUCCCCUGCCCCAAGUGGCUGCCCCAGCCCUGCUCCGUGCAGUGCCUCGUGUCCCGGUACUUGGACAUCACCAGCGUGCCCCGCCGCUCCUUCUUUGAGCUCCUGGCCUGUCUGUCCCCCCACGAGCGGGAGCGGGAGAAGCUGCUAGAGUUCAGCUCUGCCCAAGGCCACGAGGAGCUGCACAGCUACUGCACCCGGCCCCGCAGGAACAUCCUCGAGGUGCUGUGCGACUUCCCACACACGGCUGGCGCCAUCCCCCCAGACUACCUGUUGGACCUCAUCCCCCCAAUCCGGCCACGGGCCUUCUCUGUUGCCUCCUCUCAGCUGGCUCACCCCUCGAGGCUGCAGAUCCUCGUGGCCGUGGUGCAGUACCAGACACGCCUCAAGGAGCCCCGCCGGGGCCUCUGCUCCUCCUGGCUGGCAUCCCUGGACCCUGGGCAAGGACCUGUCCGGGUGCCCCUGUGGGUGCAGCCUGGAGGCCUGACGUUCCCGCAGACGCCAGACAUACCUGUGAUCAUGGUAGGGCCUGGCACUGGUGUGGCCCCCUUCCGAGCUGCCAUCCAGGAGCGUGUGGCCCGGGGUCAGACUGGAAACAUCUUGUUUUUUGGCUGCCGCCGGCGGGACCAAGACUUCUACUGGGAGGCCGAGUGGAAGGAGCUGGAGAAGCAGGGCUGCCUGACUCUUGUCACAGCCUUCUCCCGGGAGCAGGAGCAGAAGGUGUACGUGCAGCACCGGCUCCGGGAGCUGGGGCCGCUGGUGUGGGAGCUACUGGACCGCCAGGGGGCCCACUUCUACCUGGCUGGCAACGCCAAGUACAUGCCGGCAGAUGUGUCAGACGCCCUGAUGUCCAUCAUCCAGGAGGAGGGCGGACUCUCUGGCCCUGACACGGCCGCCUACCUGGCCCGGCUCCAGCGGACACUGCGUUUCCAGAUGGAGACGUGGGCCUGAGGAGUCGUCCUGCUGGCCGUGGCCACUCCCGCCACUGGUCUCAGGGGGGCCCCGUCUGAUCCCAGCCGGAGGACUGUCAGCUCUUCUGCACAGACCACCUGCACUACAGCUGACUCAGCUCCCACCCUCACCCUGACCCUGCUACCUGUCCACCACCCAGCCUACCCCUACUCCAUGGCUCCAAGUCUGCCCCUCCCCUACUUCUAGGGUUCCUGGGUCCUGGUCAGGUUGGCGCCCUGGGCUGCACCACCCCACCCAGAGCUUAGGACCUGAGCGGCCAGAGGAGGCCCCCAGCAGCACACCCCUUCGUCGCCCUGUUCCAGGACAGACCCCACAAUAAAUGAUGGCCUCUGGGUGGCUGCUUCCCA
This is a messenger RNA of Camelus dromedarius (Arabian camel), 2431 nucleotides long. It is a transcript of the gene NDOR1, whose product is annotated as NADPH dependent diflavin oxidoreductase 1. The transcript has 14 exons. Gene Ontology annotation, molecular function: FMN binding; NADPH-hemoprotein reductase activity; flavin adenine dinucleotide binding. Gene Ontology annotation, cellular component: cytosol. NCBI's taxonomy places the organism in Eukaryota, Metazoa, Chordata, Mammalia, Artiodactyla, Camelidae. Bases 489 to 2063 code for a protein of 524 amino acids. The record is from RefSeq and is a predicted model, not a curated record.